AGGAACCCACAUUAUACAUAAAAAUAAUAAUAAUAAUAAAUAAUUCCCUCGUGUUCUCAAUUUAAUUGUUCAUUCACUUUCUUCUCCAAUUUUGCUCUUUUUUUCUGAAAAACUUUCUGUAAAAGACUUGAUUUUUAUUUUUGGAAAAAGCCAAACAUGCCUUUCUGUGAGGUGGGUAAAUACCAGAAUGGUGUGGAUUCAGCUGGCAACAAAGGAACCAAGAUUUUUUAUAGAACUUAUGGUCAAGGCCCGGUCAAAGUUCUCUUGAUUAUUGGAUUGGCUGGGACGCACAGUUCAUGGGUCCCACAGAUCAAGGCACUCGCCGGAACGAUUACGCCGAAUGAUCCUGAAUCGCCGGCCGGUAAUCGGAGCUCCGGUGAAGGUGGGGGUAUGAAGGUUUGUGCUUUUGAUAAUCGUGGAAUGGGAUUAAGCUCUGUGCCCACUAAAAAGUCAGAAUAUACCACUAGCAUUAUGGCAAAAGAUGCAAUAGCUAUAAUGGAUCACUUGGGGUGGGAAAAAGCACACAUCUUUGGCCAUUCAAUGGGAGCUAUGAUAUCUUGUAAAUUGGCUGCAAUGGUGCCUGAGAGAGUUUCAUCUUUGGCUUUACUGAAUGUCACGGGAGGAGGCUAUGAAUGUAUACCCAGGCUCGAUCGUCAAACUCUAUCAAUUGCUGUCCGGUUUUUGAAGGCAAAAACUCCUGAACAGAGGGCUGCUGUUGAUUUAGACACCCAUUAUUCAAAGGAAUACCUUGAGGAAGAUGUGGGAACUACGACCCGAAGAGCAGUAUUAUAUCAAGAAUACGUAAAAGGCAUAUCAGCAUCUGGGAUGCAGUCAAAUUGUGGAUUUGAUGGACAGAUCAAUGCUUGUUGGACUCAUAAGAUAUCCCAAGCUGAUCUUGAAUCUAUCUGCUCUACUGGAUUCCUAAUAACUGUUAUUCAUGGCAGGCAUGAUGUCAUUGCUCAGUUAAGCCAUGCAAAGAGGCUUGCGAAGAAGUUACAUCCUUAUGCUAGAAUGGUAGAGCUUCCCGGAGGACACCUUGUUAGUCAUGAAAGGACAGAAGAAGUCAAUGACGCACUUCUUAAGUUGAUCAAGGCAUCCACGAGUAAGAUUAGCCCGUAUGACUGGACAAAUUUGCCCAAGAAAAGCUCUGGAUGGAAUAUAACUCCACUUGCAAGAAAAAGUUCUCCAGAAGGAAGUAGAUCGUCUGUCAUGGCCGACAUUGUAGGAAGGCUACAAAUGUUAUUGGUGUUCUUUUUUGGUAUGUUUAUGUUGGCAGUUGAGUUCAUGCGAAGAGGUGUAAGUCGUCUAAAGCCAGUCAGAGUAAAUGCAGCCCUCAAAUGAACCUGUGAUGGCUAAUUCAGUCCACUGGUAACUUAACCAGUGGAAUUAACUGUACAGCAUUUCACAUACACGAAUCACAUUACCGAAGGGGAAGGGGAAGGAGGAAUGGAUGAAAGGCAAAGCUGCACUGUGCUGACAAAAGAUCAGAACAAGACAUUUUAGCCCGCCCUUGCCACUUUUUAUUUUAUAGUUGGUUAAGGGCAUAGAGCAUUUUCUGAAUUUCACAUUGUUCCUUUUCCUAAUGAUAGUUAUCCUUUUUGAUGAAUCAAACAAGAA
This is a messenger RNA of Solanum dulcamara, 1617 nucleotides long. RefSeq lists its product as uncharacterized. Bases 157 to 1341 code for a protein of 394 amino acids. The record is from RefSeq and is a predicted model, not a curated record. Gene Ontology annotation, molecular function: catalytic activity. The transcript has 10 exons. NCBI's taxonomy places the organism in Eukaryota, Viridiplantae, Streptophyta, Magnoliopsida, Solanales, Solanaceae.